This is a messenger RNA of Meira miltonrushii, 864 nucleotides long. RefSeq lists its product as uncharacterized. NCBI's taxonomy places the organism in Eukaryota, Fungi, Basidiomycota, Exobasidiomycetes, Exobasidiales, Brachybasidiaceae. The record is from RefSeq and is a predicted model, not a curated record. Bases 55 to 798 code for a protein of 247 amino acids. The transcript has a single exon.
CGAUGAGCUUAGCUUUGCACUUCCAUCGGCCAAAGCCAAGAGUCAAGCAGCGUGAUGAUGAGCGAAGACGAUGAGACGAUGGUCUUAGCUACCGUGAUGCAACUGCGAAUGGACAUAUUUGACUCAAGUCCUAAAAUGAUUAAAGUUACCAGUAAAAACUAUGAUGUAGCUGCUCGUGUAGCUGAAGUCCUCCAAGCACAUCACAAUUAUGCGCAACAAGGUUUGGUGGAAACUGAUUUCGAUAUGGAUACCUACACUUUCACUUAUUUGGAUGAAUCUCAACGAGAACGAUCAAAUGUCAAUUCUUGGAUGCCAGAUCUCACAAAAUUCUCAGACGCAGCUUUAAGACGAUUGAAUGAUUCUAUUGAUGCCGAGAUCGUAGCUCAUGCCAACAAUCUUCGUGAAGAACGGGAAAUUAGGAAAGGCGAGGCAAAGGAUCUCAUUGUGAAACUGCAAGAAACAUAUCCUGAUCUGGAUUUAAAUGCUGUGACGAUUGAAUCUGUUGCAGAGGAGGAGGAUGACACUUCCCCUGCUACACCAUUACGUCAGGACAGCACAAUCGAUGAUAGUGGAAUUACAGAAAUUGCUCAAAGUGUACCGUCAAAGACGAUGAAUGGGAGCACACCAGCAAAUCUUAGCUCCCAUUUCAAAAGAGUAGGAUUUACCAACUCACCGGAAACAGACUCGCAAUACAUCUAUCCCGCUUUACCAAGAGAGCACAGAAAGCGCAAACAUGCUAUGGAGGAGACGGAAGCGACAGAGGACAAUAUUGGAGCAAAACGGCUUCGACGACUGUAGCAGAUUCUUCUCAUGCGGCGAGAAAGAGGACAAGACAAGGCUUUUCUAGCACCUUUUCAUCUCGUC